CCACAACAACGCAGGCCAACCACUCUCCACCUGAGCAUCAGCGUAUCCGUAGCUGAUCAGCCAUGGUGCGCUCGCUGAUCUUGCUCCUCCCACUCCCCUUGCUCAUCCUACUCCUCGCCGCACCCUCCCCCACCCUCGCCUGGGGUCAAGCAGGACACGCAAUCGUAGCCACCAUCGCCCAGUCCCUCCUCCAUCCCGCCGUACGCACUCACCUCUGCACAAUCCUCCCCUCCUUCACCUCCUACACCUCCCCUUACCCACGCAAAGGUGCACCACACACCCACUGUCACCUUGCUACUCUUGCCAGCUGGCCUGACACGGCCAAAUGGCGAAUGCCCUGGUCGGGACACCUGCACUAUGUCAAUCCAGUCCAUGAUGAGCCGCCAAAGACGUGCACUUAUGGCGAGCAAGGCUUCACGGAUCAGGAGAAUGUACUCACCGGGCUUGUCAAUUACACUAGGCAGCUCAGGGAUGGCACAGGCGCCGAAAGGGACGUCGCCCUCAGAUUCGUCACACACUUUGUCGGCGAUUUGCACCAACCACUGCAUCUGACGGGUAGAGCUAGGGGCGGCAAUGACGUGUGGGUAAGAUACGAAGGCAGAAAGGCCAGACUGCACAGCAUCUGGGAUGGACAGAUCAUCAACACACAGAUCCGCAAUCUGUACAACUACACUACCCCCCUUCCUUCCCUCCCCUUUGAGUCAACUCUACAAGGCCAAGUCUGGGACCCUUACAUCCGCUGGAUUAUGGCCGAGGGUCUAGGCGUCGGCAAAACCUCUUCCGCACAGGCCUGGUGGGAGACUGAAUGGUCCUCCUGGGCCGAAUGCCCAGACCCGCCAACUGCAGAUUAUGGAGAUGAUCCCACGAACCGAGUCGACGAGACGGACCUGCCGCUCUGUCCCAUGGCUUGGAGUAGACCAUUGCACCCCCUCGUCUGUCAAUACGCCUUUGCUUCACCCGUGCCCGCGCCUGGUGAAGAGGAGGCUCUGCUGGAGAAAUGGGAGGAGAGAUACCAGGACGCAUCACCAGUGGCCGCUGGUGACGACGUCGAAGCCGAAAGGCGUCGGCGCAGACGUCGUCGUCGUCGUCCGAGUCCUAGUCCCAACCCUCAACCAACGACCAGCAGGCCUUCAACUCCUACGCACCCCUCUCCACAACCAGACCUACCAGAGCUAGCGGACGACUAUCUCAAGAGGAUCAACGACGAUCUGAUCAUUCAGAGACAGCUUGCACUGGGUGGGGUGAGGCUUGCGGCAAUUAUCAACUCUGUGUUGCUAGAGGAGGCACUGAGGGCUGAGAAGGUAGCGGAGCAGCUGCAGGAGGAGGCGGCGACGAGCGCACAGAUGCAGAUGGGGGCGCCUUGGCUUGAGAGGGUAUGGAGUGGCGUGACGGGGCUAGUGAGGAAGAAGAUGGUCCUUGGCGGCAUCUUGUGAACGAUUUUAUGACGAUGGCAAUAAUGAUGGUAGUGGUAUAUCUAGACAAGGAAGCCCGUACAAAUACAUGAUACAGCAAACCCCUUC
Molecule: messenger RNA, 1520 nt
Organism: Microstroma glucosiphilum
Lineage: Eukaryota; Fungi; Basidiomycota; Exobasidiomycetes; Microstromatales; Microstromataceae
Product: phospholipase C/P1 nuclease
Exons: 2
Coding region: 63-1433 (456 amino acids)
Biological process (GO): DNA catabolic process
Molecular function (GO): nucleic acid binding; endonuclease activity
Source: RefSeq, a predicted model, not a curated record